Messenger RNA from Linepithema humile (Argentine ant), 1455 nucleotides. The record is from RefSeq and is a predicted model, not a curated record. NCBI's taxonomy places the organism in Eukaryota, Metazoa, Arthropoda, Insecta, Hymenoptera, Formicidae.
CAGAUACUUGUGAACAACUCCGUCACUGCGCAUCGUGAUGAAUAAAAUUGGAAAACUGAAAGAUAACAGAUUUGGCAGCGUAGAUGAGAGCCAAGAAAAAUCGCAGGAGAACAAGAUGAAGAAAAAAUGACUACAUGUUUCCAAGAAUAGAAGAAGCGUUAAGACAAAUGCGGAGCGUCUCAAGAGGAAUACUUUAUGGGCGACUAAAGUGGAAAUGCUAUAUCCUAUUGGAAAUCACAGGAGCUUCCAUACUUCACAAAAGUGGUGUAAAAAAACUUUUUAUUUAAUAUGGAAGUAUCAUGGAAUAACAUGGAACAUGAAGAGUCCGCAAUGAGAUACGUCGCAAUGAGAUACGCCGCAUUGAGAUACGUCGCAAUAAGAUACGCCGCAUACAUUCGAAAUACAUUUGGAAGAGUACAACCGCAUACAUUACGACCAUAGAAAUAUGUAUUUUAAUGAAUGGAGUUUUUGAGAGAAUAUCGGAGAACAUCGUUUUGUGACCGACUUAACAGGGUGACAAGGUGACCUUCAUUGACAACGAUCUUGGCGCUGAGGAUAAGAUAAAGGUUUUUCGUUAUGAGGGUGAGAGUGACAUUGAUGAAGAAACUAAGCGCUGACGAUCUUAAGAAAGAGAAAGGAUAUCUCAUAGAACUGAGCGCCGAGGAGUUUGAGAAGAAGAAAGAGGAUCUCAGGAGGAGAUAAAAACUUAUUGUACGGAAGAUAUACUAUAUGAAACUCCCAUUUUCUUUUUCUCUUCAGAAAACAAGAAUAAUCCCCCUGUGCUAACUAAAGAAGGAAUAAUGUUAAUUGCCAAUUUGGUAGGCAAGAUUAAAAAGAAGAAGAAACACCUUGAAGAUAAUGAUUUAUCCUUGCAAUAUUAAGCCGCCUUCCAGAUUCCUGGAGGGCGUAAAGUCUGUCAUUUGAAAUUGCUCGUUUUCCAUUAAGCGUAUGCUGUAAUACUACUGACCAGUAGAUGACUCGAGAGCAUCAUACGUGUUACGUAUUAUCGCUUGUAACUGCCGUCUGUGUCGCUGCAGUAGUAAUAUCAGUAUUGGAUAAUAUUCUUGGAUUAUUUAAUGAGGGUAUAACUGAUAGUAAGAAGAAAUUUACCUGUUGUAAUUAAUCAAGGAUACUGGUGUGUGGAAAUGGGACCUGGCAGUCAACUUGAACAAAAUGAGACAAUGCCAAAGGUUGACGUGUUGAGAGAUGCAGGAAGACUCAGAUCCACAGAUGUGGUUUAUAUGAAACGCCUGGAAGAUCAAAACUUGCUUAGAGCAAAAAGAGUACAAGCAUAUCGUAAAGCUAAUAAUCGCACUGCUAUCGCUUUAGCCCUUGGUGUCAUCGGAAUUUAUACCUACACAAUAUAUUCUGUGAAGCAAGAAAAGUUUUUGGAUGAUUUUGAAGAGCCAAAAAAAACAAUCAAUAAGAUUGUAUGAGAUAACUUUGUUUAAAAAC